GAAAACUGCCCUUGGAAUUGCAAUCAGUCAUUAAUUUGUCAAAUUUUCUAAAUAUCUAUGAAGUGAUCUCUAAUGAUUUUUAAUUUAUAUUGAUUGUGUAAUAUAUCUACAUGAAUUAUUUUAUUUCUUAAACUGCAAUGAAUUGAUUAUACAUGUUGAUUCAACAAAAGUGACCGGUAUAGGUUAUGAACGCAAAUAGCAAGAUAUUUUAUUGGUUAACUAAUAUGUUUUAAGAAAAACUUCUUGUUUAACCUUAACCCUAGUUUGUAAAGAAGGGAAGAGAGAGCACAAUGUCAAGGAUAUUGAAUCACCGUGUGAGAGCAUCAUUGAAGAAACCAUCAUGGUCACCCAUAGACAAGAGAGCAGUAGCAUUCUCAAUAUACACUGGUCGAAGCUUGCUACUCCACAAGCCUGCACCCAAUCAUAUCCCGAGAAGAAAAUAUGGCAUGCUAGUAGCAAGGGCUGUGAGGGGGAUGCUGAAGAUACGCUACUUGAUACUGGGUGGUGCUGUUGGUGGGGGCAUGACUUUGAAUAAGAAAUAUGCAGAAUGGAAAGAUGGUUUGCCAGACAUGGGCUGGCUCAACGAACUGUUGCCAGAUAACGAUCAGUGGGACAAAUUCACAACUACCCUCAUUUCUGCUAAGGAUAAAAUUGGUGAUCAGCUGCAAAUUGGGGUCCCACUGACGCUGUCGGUGACCUCAGAUCCUCGGCUCCGGGACGCGGGGCUUGCGAGGGCUGCCGAGUUGCGGGAAUGGCUGGCGCAGCGAUAUGAGGAUGCCGUCGCGGCUGCCGCAGUCAAUAACACUACCAAUGAAAUGGAGCCAGCGCCAAAGAUCGUCAAUAACCUGCAGAGUAAGCCGGCGCCGGCCACGGCUUCAAGUCGCUCGCCCGGGGAAGAAGCUGCAGCAUACGAGAAAAGAAUCCACAGCCUGCAAGAGGAAGUGUUAUCUCUCCAAGCGAGAUAUCAAAGGGAGCUGCAGAGACUUGAGCAAGAGAACAGGGAGUUGCGACAACAGAACAUGCUACUCAGGCAGGGUAGGCAACCACCCACUAAGAAGAUGAAGCGCUCCUUAAUCGACAUGUACUCAGCAGUACUCGACGAGUUAGCGGGCUGGGAGGCGGGCGAAGCCGGGAGGCUGCCACGAGUGGUGGUGGUGGGGGACCAAUCAGCUGGAAAGACAUCUGUGUUGGAGAUGAUAGCACAGGCCAGGAUCUUCCCACGAGGUGCUGGGGAAAUGUGCACACGAGCGCCAGUAAAAGUGACACUAUCAGAAGGACCAUACCACGUGGCUCAGUUCAGGGAUUCCUCACGAGAGUUUGACCUUAACAAGGAAUCUGACCUCGCAGAUUUGAGAAAGGAAGUGGAGAUGCGCAUGCGCAACAGUGUGCGCGGCGGGCGCACCGUGUCCACCGAAGUGAUAGCGAUGUCCGUCCGUGGGCCGGGUUUGCCGAGGAUGGUCCUUGUGGAUUUGCCGGGAGUUAUAUCGACCCAGACCGUGGACAUGGCCGCAGACACCAGGGAAGCGAUCAAACAGAUGACUAAACAGUACAUGGAUAACCCUAACGCGAUCAUAUUGUGUAUUCAGGACGGUUCGGUGGACGCAGAACGAAGCAAUGUGACAGAUUUGGUGGCAUCAUGUGACCCUCAAGGCAAAAGAACCAUCUUCGUGCUCACCAAAGUUGACCUCGCUGAAGAGAACCUCGCUAAUCCGAAUCGAAUCCGUCGUAUCUUAGAGGGAAAACUGUUCCCAAUGAAAGCGUUAGGUUACUACGCCGUGGUAACCGGUCGAAGCAGGAAAGAUGACUCCAUUCAGAGCAUACGGGAGUAUGAAGAGAGAUUCUUCCGAUCUUCUAAACUGUUCAAGGAAGGUCUGGUUUCGGCGGCGCAGGUGACAACCCGCAACCUGGCUAUGGGCGUGGCGGACUGCUUCUGGCGAAUGGUACGGGACUCCGUGGAACAACAAGCCGACGCUUUCAAAGCUAUGAGAUUCAACCUUGAGACCGAAUGGAAGAAUACGUUUCCGAGACAACGCGAGCUAGAUCGCGACGAGCUAUUUGAGCGCGCUCGGGCAGAGUUGCUCGACCAGUCGGCCGAGCUGUCCGCCGUACCGGCCGCGGCGUGGGAGCAGAGGCUACAUAACGCUUUAUGGGCGUCCACUGCCGAAAGGAUCUUCAGUGGAAUUUACCUCCCUUCAGCUGCGCAGGCGCAUGAUGACGUCGAUAAAUUCAACACAGCAGUGGACAUCAAACUGCGCGAAUGGGCGGAGAGUGAGCUAGCUCGUCAAUCUAUUGAAGCGGGGCGGGAGGCUUUGAGGGAAGAAUUUGCUGAACUACUGGCAAGGUCUACGGAAACCGACCCAGUUUAUGAGCCGGUGAAGAAAGCCGCUGUUGAGGAGGCCUUGUCUCGACACCAGUGGGAGGAGAGGGCACAGGAUGUCCUACGCGUGUUGCAAGUGAACGCGUUACAAGACCGUUGCGUUCGCUCGCGUGCUGAAUGGGACGCGGCGGUCGCGCUGAUGGACACGGCGCUCCGAGAGCGGUUGCAGGCAGUGGAGAAUGACCUGAAGACGCUUACAGGUCCCAGCUUCCGAGAUCGUUGGUUACGUUGGCAGUACACCAGCGAGGAGCAGAGCAGGCGCGCCGAAGUUCGUGCGGAGCUGGAGAAGCUUGGCACCAACAGACCUGCGCUCUCGUACGACGAGAUAGUAGCAGUGAGAGACAACUUACGUCGCCGCGGAGUGGAGGUGGACAAUGAAUACAUUCGUGAGACGUGGAGACCCGUCUACCUUAGAAACUUCUUACAACGUGCGCAGGCGCGCGCUAGAGAUUGUAAGAAAAGUUACUACUUGUACAGCCAACAGAAUGGACAAGAGAAAGAGUGCUGCGAGGUAGUUAUGUUCUGGCGAGUGCAAGCAGCUCUCCGUACAACCGCUAACGCGCUCAGGCAACAGAUCGCUAACAGGGAGGCUGCGAGGCUGGACAGGGACCUGCGAGAGGUCCUCGAUGAGAUGUCAGCCGAUCCAGAACUAAAGAAGAAACUUCUUUCCGGUAGAAGAGUAGAACUCGCUGAAGAACUUAAGCGCGUAAGACAAGUGCAAGAGAAGUUAGAAGAAUUCAUAGAAGCGUUGAACAAGGAGAAGUAGUCAAAUAUUGUUACCAGCAGCUCGCGUCACGAAACUUGAAACUCUUCUGU
This is a messenger RNA of Maniola jurtina (meadow brown), 3193 nucleotides long. RefSeq names its product dynamin-like 120 kDa protein, mitochondrial (gene Opa1). The record is from RefSeq and is a predicted model, not a curated record. Gene Ontology annotation, molecular function: microtubule binding; GTPase activity; GTP binding. The coding region runs from base 291 to 3143 and encodes 950 amino acids. Gene Ontology annotation, biological process: mitochondrial fusion. Lineage: Eukaryota; Metazoa; Arthropoda; Insecta; Lepidoptera; Nymphalidae. Gene Ontology annotation, cellular component: cytoplasm; mitochondrial membrane; microtubule. The transcript has 22 exons.